UAUAAACUCAUUUUCCCUCCUCGUUGUCAUAAAAUAGAUCGAUUAUAUAAAAUAUACAAGCUCUGUACACGAUAAGGAUGCGAAACUGUGGUGUAUUAAGAAAGAAUCUGAGCACAGAGAUUCGGUGCAGCUGUGAGUUUAGCGCCAAGUGAAAUCCACUCCUCUCUGACGUUGAUGCUUCAAGUCAUCUGUUCACUACAAAGCGCCAGCUCAGAGGAACUAGCCCGGCCUGGACACAAGCACCAUCGGACACAGAGAGCACGACUGCAUCCGAACAACAGGCUGUGAAGUUAUACAUUAUAUAUAUUUACUUUUGGACAAGAGUGAACUUCAAGGGAAGCAUCUUGAGGUUUACUCUGAAACUGACGAACACCCCUUUGAGUAUAAUGCGAGGAAAACGGGAAGACACAGAACUGAAGUCUGUAGCUCCCGGGGCGUUCAAAGAAAAUACAGUACGACCGAGAAAGAGGAAGGCAGAUGUUGCCAUUUAUUUACAAGAUCCGGAUGAGGAGGUAGCAGAUAUGACGAAGAAGAAGCAGCGUGAAUUUGAGCCGGGCUGGAAACCUGAUGCUGGUUACACAAGUCCACAGAGGUGCAUCCCCACACCUGAUCAGGAAGAGGACCCAACCGUUGCCCUGAUAAACGCAGGUUUCCCCCACUACAACUUCCACAACGUCUAUGUAACGCCUGUGCGGUGCGCCCCCCUUCCUGCCCUGUGCUGGGCAAGUAAGGAUGUGGUGUGGAACAACAUGUUGGAGAAGGACAAGACGUACAUUAAGGACGUCCACGUGAUGGACAAACAUCCUCACCUGCAGCCCAAGAUGAGAGCAGUUCUUCUGGACUGGCUCAUGGAGGUGAGUGAGGUGUACAAACUGCACAGGGAGUCGUACCACCUCGCUCAGGACUACUUUGAUCGCUUCAUGGCCACCCAGAGAAACGUCUUCAAAACAACGCUGCAGCUCAUAGGCAUCACCUGUCUCUUCAUAGCUGCUAAAGUAGAGGAGAUGUAUCCUCCCAAGGUCCACCAGUUUGCCUAUGUUACAGACGAAGCCUGCACUGAAGACGAGAUCCUCAGUAUGGAAAUCAUUAUUAUGAAGGAGCUGAACUGGAGCCUCAGCCCGCAGACUCCCAUCGCCUGGCUCAAUGUGUACAUGCAGGUGGCGUACCUGAAGGACACCGACGAGCUGCUCAUCCCCAAAUACCCCCAGAACACCUUCACACAAAUCGCACAGUUAUUGGACCUGUGUAUGCUCGAUGUGCAUUGCCUCGAGUUUUCCAACGGCAUCCUCGCUGCUUCAGCCCUGUUUCAUUUCUCCUCUCUGGAGCUGGUGGAAAAUGUCUCAGCUCUGAAGAGGGUGGAGGUGGAGGAGUGUGUGAGGUGGAUGGUACCGUUCGCCAUGGCGCUGCAGGAGGUCGAUGGAUCCUCCAUGAGAUCAUUCACAGGAAUCUCUGUGGACGACAUGCACAACAUCCAGACACACGCCUCUUACAUCACAUGGCUGGACAAGGCCUACUCCUACCAGGAAGUGGAGUUGCAGCGCCACGGCAACUGUCCUGUACCUUCAGGUGUCCUGACCCCCCCACAGAGCAGUGAGAAAACUGAAGAGCUGGUCACACUGGGUGCUGCAGUGCUGAAGAUCAAACCAGGAUUUAAACUCCAUCCCCACAGCGAUGCUGUGCAGAGCAGCGCCCCCAUCACUGAAACUGACCAGGCGACAGCAAAUCCUAAAUAAAUGUUUAACUUCUGGCUGAUGGAGAAGAAAAGCACCUACGAUGUGUUGACUCUGAACAGCUAUGAUGGAUUUUCAGCAGGAAAACGUGAAUGGAAUAUGUAUUUUUUUCCAUUUUUAACUCAAGCCAACUACAUGGAUCCUGUGGGUGCACACAGUGACUCUGAGGAAACACUCCCACCCAGUGGACAGCUUUUAUCCCUGCAGGAAUAUUUAACCCUUCAAAGAGCAAAGGAUCCGUUACAGAUGCGACGGCUUGAGAAGAUUUUCCAGAGCCUUGCACCGAAAUGAUUGCAUUACUUACAGCCACACCACACAUGUGUUGGUGGCCAUUUUUUUUUCUAUGCAGAGGCCAAAUUGAAUGUGUGUGUGUGUGUGUGUGUGUGUGUGUGUGUGUGUGUGUGUGUGUGUGUGUGUGUGUGUGUGUGUGUGUGUGUGUG
Molecule: messenger RNA, 2170 nt
Organism: Eleginops maclovinus (Patagonian blennie)
Lineage: Eukaryota; Metazoa; Chordata; Actinopteri; Perciformes; Eleginopidae
Gene: ccne1
Product: cyclin E1
Exons: 12
Coding region: 387-1733 (448 amino acids)
Biological process (GO): regulation of cyclin-dependent protein serine/threonine kinase activity; G1/S transition of mitotic cell cycle
Cellular component (GO): nucleus; cyclin E1-CDK2 complex; cytoplasm
Molecular function (GO): cyclin-dependent protein serine/threonine kinase regulator activity
Source: RefSeq, a predicted model, not a curated record